AUGACGACUUCGUAUCCUAUUCUGGAACAGGAUGUUCCUCAGUCCUACAGGUUUUGGUUUGAAAUUUUUGAAAACAAUCGGUGAAAAACAAUCGACUUCAUUAUUUAUUUGAAGCUGAACUUAAGCAAAAAAGUUUUUAUUGGUUCAUUUUUUUAAUUUACGAAAAAUUCACUUUAAUUGAAAAAUUGAAUUAAAAACUGUUUUUUUACAAACAUCUUCGCUUUUUUUUGCGCGUUUGAGUGCAGUGUUGCGUCAUUCUGCAACUCGGUGGAUUUAAUUCGAAGAUUCAAAAUUUCUGUUAUCUGAUUUUUCUGAAAAAUUUUGUGUGCAGAUUUAUUUAAAAUGUAGUUGCUUAAAUGAUUAUUGGUUUUAUUUUUAGAGACAAGAUUCUGAAAUGGAAUGGCUGGGGCUACAACGAUUCAAUGUUCACCAUCGAUAAAGCUGGACAUGUUACUUUCACAGGCGACAAGUGGGUUUUCGUUAUGUUUUCAAAUACUUCUAAAAUGGGCAAAGGUAGGUGUAGUUGACUGAAAUGAAAAGCUUGUUUUAAAUCGCAAGCUUCAUACAGCAAAAGGAUGAAAGGGUCAAACGUCGGGAUGAUUGAUUCAAACUAGCUCUUUAUUUCGAGUAUUUUUUUUACGUAGAAAACUCCAUUAAAGAAAUUUGUACCAACAAGUGCCCUUAUUGAAUAGGCGGUUUUUAUUAAAAUACCAGUAAGUUUUUCCAGUGUCAGUUUCAUUGCAUAAAAUUUUUUUCACAAGUUCAGAAUUGAAAUGGGCUUCUUAAGAAUUCUUUGUAAUUAGAACUAAUCAGUUAAGAUUUAAAAAAAACUCGUUAAAACUUCAAGAUAUUGUUCCCAGAUACGACAUCUCGGGCAAGACGAUGCCGCACUUCCGUCCCUGGUUCGAGAGCUACCUGGGCAUCGACCUGAACCACACGACUCCGGCCCAGAAACUGUCGGAAGUUCCGAUCGACGCCCCAGUCGAGAACGACGACAUCAUUGAGUACCUCACCGAGAAGAAAAUCGCCUUCUCCAACGCCCCUCGCAUGCGUCUUAUUAGAUCUCAUGGGCAUACGGUAGUUCAAAAGUUCAUUCAGAAGGAGAAAAAUUGAGUUGAAGGUCCACGAGUUGAUGAAUCUUCGCGAAGGAAAGGUGCCACGACUCCCAGACCUCGUCGUUUGGCCAAAGUCCGAGGCCGAAAUUACUACGGUGGGUAUAAAAUUCAGAAAAAUGCUCUUACUGUUUUUCUCACACGGUAUAGUCUGUUCUCCGCAAUUUGACAGUUUUCGGAUGUCUGCGUCUCUCUGUUCUCUCAUCGGGAAGGUUAGAGAAAAAGAAAAUUAGCACCUGAACUUUAGAGGGACGCCGAGAGAAGAGGAGGGCGCAGAGAAAAACAGCAGCUUCCAGUCACGAAAAACGGACUAAACUUAAUAUUUUUAUGGGGCGAGAGAGCAGAGGCUUCAGACUUUAAAACUGGAUUUUCGUAAUCUCCGUAGAAAUAAUUGAUCCGAGCCAUUACAAAAAGGUCAUUUUAAACUUUUUCUACAGUUAGAGUCUGUGAAAGCCCGUUUCCGGGACUAAAAUGGGGGACUUCUCCUCCUCGUCUCUCGGCAACCCUCUCGUUUUUACGUGAUAUUUUUAUGUUUCUCUGACCUCGCCGAUGAGGGAACAGAGAGACGCAGACAGACAUGAGAAAAUAUAGCGGAGAACGGACUAAAAAAAGACUGAAACAUAGCGAAAUUAAAAACAACUUUGUCCAUUUUUCCUCUCUAUAUUCUUCUUUACAAGACUUAUUUUCUCAGAUCAUCGAAGGGGCGAUGAGCAACAGCUGCGUGAUCAUCCCAAUCGGAGGCGGGACUUCGGUUUCAAACGCUCUCGACUGUCCGGACACGGAAAAACGCUUCGUUAUUUCCCUUGAUAUGGCCCUCAUGGACAAGAUUUUGUGGAUUGACCGGCAGAAUCUGACUUGUCGAGCUCAGGUGAAUAUUUCACGUGCAUGAUAAAAAAAAUGAUUAAUUUCGAGCCUUGACUGAUUUGAUCAAAGCUGUCCUAGUAAAUUUUGAUUUAUAACUGAUUUUUUUUGUUGAAAAAAGGUACAAGCUUCCAAUCGCAUAUUUUUCAUGAAAAAAAAAUAGCAAAAAGGCCUUUCUAUUUUUUUUAACCUUCAACAAUAAUAUAAUACAUCUAAAAAGUGACCAGAUUUUCGAAAAAUCGACUUGAAAUGUCGGCUUUUACCGGAUCAGGAUCUUGAAACUUCUAUUUUUCAUUUUGAACAGAUAAAUCGAAAUUUUUAGUUUAUCUCCGAGUUCAUUUACUUCCAAAAAGGCUACUUGAAAAUAUUAAAUUUCCUAUUUUCAAAGCUAGCUUGAGAAGGGGCGUGGCCUGUCUGCGCUCUCCAUAAACCAGGCAUUAUUUUUUUUUAUCGUGUCAGAACCUUUUUCUAUCGCUCAAGCCAGCAGUGAAGCUACAGUUCUCAAAUUAAUCUAAAACUAGUCCUUGAAAAAAUUGGAAAUUUCAAAAUUUCUUUAGAGCUUUUUAUCCAUUCAGUACUCCAACGAUAUGUUAACUCAAAUUAAAAUAAAAAAUGAUACAGAAGUUUUUUUGUGGAGUCUGUUUCAAAGCUUUUUUAUUUACGUUCUCUUUUAUUUUUCGAAGAUCAGUGUGUCAUAGAAAACGCCUGAAAGUUUAUGAAAUCUCAAAAAAGUUAUUAACUUCUUCUAAGAAAAGUUAAAAUAAACUUUCAGGCCGGAAUCGUCGGCCAAAGCCUGGAAAGACAGCUCAACGACAAGGGAUUCACCUGUGGACACGAGCCGGAUUCCAUCGAAUUUUCGACCCUCGGAGGCUGGGUCUCUACUCGUGCCAGUGGAAUGAAGAAGAACAAGUUAACACUCAAGAAAUUACUGUUGUAAAGGGAAUUUCUAGGUAUGGAAACAUCGAAGACCUCGUCGUCCACAUCAAUUUUGUCUCGCCUAAGGGGCUCAUCCAGCGCCAAUGCCAGGUUACUUGAGUAUAGUCCAUUCGUCGCGGCUUGAAAGUUUUCGAGUGUCUGCGUCUCUCUGUUCUCUCACCGGUCAGAGAAACAUGAAAGGAGCACGUAAACAGGAGAGAGACUUCGAGAGAUAAAGAGGGCGCAGAGAAGCCUCUGUCAAGUCGCAAAAAAUGGACUAGAAGAAAAUUUUUCGAAUUUCAGGUCCCAAGAAUCUCCAGCGGUCCAGAUAUCCAGCAAAUCAUCAUGGGAUCCGAAGGAACCUUGGGAGUCGUUUCAGAGGUUUGAGAAAAAAAUUUUCAGAUCUGGAAAGAUUUUUUUGUCUUUGAAUUUUGUCUCAAGGAAGAAAUUUGUAUAUAGAGUUUUCCGAAAAAUAGCCAAUUCUUAUAUUUUCGCAGUCACUUAAAGAAAAAUCAAACUUCUCUGCGUCUCUUUUCCCUUACAGACGAGGUCAUAGAUAACUGAAAAUAGCACUUGAAAAUGAGAGAGUUUCUGGGGAAAUGCAAAAAAUGAGUGGCUAUUGCGUAAAUUUAUGUUUUUUUUAAAAAAGAUGAGAGCAAGAAAUGAAAUAAAUAUCAAUUAAAAAGUUCAAGAUGGUCUUCCAAAUAGUCUUCCAACAGCCACUGGAAAAGCUUCAUUCAAAAUUUAGACCACUUAUUAAAAAAAAUUCAAGGAAAAUUUAAAAAGUCUGAAGCUUUUUUUUCGAUUUAGGAGAGAUUUUUAAUUUUUUCCAACUCAAAUAUUGUCCCUAAAUUGCCUAAUUGUCAAAUUCAGGUGACCCUGAAAGUUUUCCCACUUCCUGAGGUCAAGAAAUACGGUAGUUUCGUGUUUCCUGAUUUCGAAUGCGGCGUCAACUUUUUCCGCGAGGUCGCUCGUCAGGUAUUCUUUUUUAAAGAUUCCCUCAUUCAUUUUUAAAUUUCAGCGAAUCCAACCGGCCUCGUUGCGGCUCAUGGACAAUGAACAGUUUGUGAUGGGCCAGGCGCUGAAAGUCGCUAACAACUCCUAUUGGGACACUUUCAAGAGCUCCUUGAGCAAGAUGUACAUCACCAAAUGGAAAGGAUUCAAGGUCGGUCUGAAAUAACGGUUAAUCAAAAGGACGUUUGCUCUAUAGUAGUUCAGAAAGGGAAAAUGGUUAGUAAAGUAAGGUUUUAGGUGUUUUUUUCAUCCUUCUGGUACUUGGGUAAAAUUGGAAUAGUGGUUGAUGACCGUUAAGAAGGGAUAGGCUCCACAAAGGCUGCAGAAAGGCAUCCAAAAAGGGACCUUUCACAUCCUAAAAGAAACAUUUCUAGGCAGCAUUUUCUGACCCUCUCCGAUUUUCUAUUAUUUUUGAUAUUUUCAAAUUUUGCUUUCAUAAAAAAUAAUUUUUAGGUUGACGAAAUCUGCGCGGCGACCUGCGUUUACGAAGGAAGCCGUGCCGAAGUAGAAGAACAGGAACAACGUCUGAAUCAAGUCGCCGAGACUUUCCGUGGAGUUGUGAGUGAUUUUAUGAACUUUAUUCAGAAACAAAAUGUCUUUUUAGAGUUUGAAAAUAAAAAAAGAUCCAAUUUUAGGUCGGAGGCGAGGAAAAUGGCAAGUACGGCUACAGACUCACUUUCGCCAUCGCAUAUUUGAGAGUGAGUUCCGAAGUUUUUUUUAAUGAUUUGCAGCUGAAAAAUGAGAGUAUUACAUAGAAACCUUGAAAGAUCACAAAGUUUGAAAACUCAAUGACAUUUUUUGAACAAGAGACGGGUUUGUAAAGUAAUUUUAUAACUUGCUUCAAAGUUCAAAUGGAAAAAUCUGGUUCUGAUUAUUUUUAGAGAGCAGCUUCAGCUUAGUUAUGAAGAAAGCUUCAGGGAAAACUUUUAGUGCCAUUAUAGAGGCUCCCCAAGGACUUCUUGAAGAGGACACUAAAGUUGCCACUAAUUUUCAACCUUUAAAGUGGCCACCAUUUGUUCAUUAGUGGCAACUUUUGUAGUUUUAAUCAUCUAGUAGUACCACUUAGAGCUCUAUAAUGGCCACUGAUUUCUAACCCCUAAAGUGGCCACUAAUAUGACUACUAUAGUAGGCACUAAAACGUCAAAACUGUAUAGAGACCGCUGAAAUUUUUCCCAUGUUCUCAUUGGAAAGGUUUUCAGAAAUUCAAAAUUUUACGGAACCUAAUAUUUUUCUCGUUCAGGACCUCGGCAUGAACCACGGCGUCCUUGGAGAAUCCUUCGAGACUUCCGUACCUUGGGACAAGGUUUCAACUCCUUCUUGAUAUUUUCUCAAGCUUUUUAAAUUGUCUCAGGUCCACACUCUCUGCCGGAACGUGAAGGAACUUAUGCGACGAGAAUCGAAAAAUCAAGGCGUUCAGACCCCGGUUCUGGCCAGUUGCAGGUCUUUUUUUUCAAUUUUUUGAAGGUUUCGAAUUUUUUUAAUUUUCAGAGUGACUCAAGUAUAUGACGCUGGCGCUUGCGUUUACUUUUAUUAUGGGUUCAACUCUCGUGGCCUGGAAGACGGUUUGAAAGUCUACGACAGAGUUGAGGUCCGUUUUUUCCACUGAAACUUCAUCAAUUUUCUUCCCAGGCUUUUUUUUUUUAAAAAAAAAGAACUUUUUUUCCAUAGCCUAGUUAUUGAAAACUCUUCAUUUUAACUUUCCCAAGUUUAGAAACCCUACGCGUCCGACUUGAAACGAGUUACGCACUGCUAUAAAAAAUUUUUUGUAUCGAACUUCUCAAGUGACCCCUAUACGAUAAGGAAAAAAAUCAGCCCCUCAAGCCUAUAUUGCAAAAUAAUUUUUUCAUUGAAAAACAGAGCCUAUUGUUCUCACUUUUCUCUAUCUAAAUAUCUUCAAAAAACAAUUCUGGAUUUUCAGACAGCCGCCAGAGAUGAGAUCAUUGCAUGUGGCGGCAGCAUAUCCCAUCACCACGGAGUCGGAAAACUUCGCAAGCCUUGGAUGCUGACCACGAAUGGAGCUGUCGGAAUCGCCCUCCUCAAGGCUAUCAAGGUACUUUUUCCGUCAUUUCAUUACUUAAUUUAAAUUUUUCACAUUCCAGAGUGAACUCGACCCCGCCAACGUCUUUGCCAACGCCAACCUCGUCGAUAUCAUCGGAUCGCCCCAUUGCAAAUUAUAA
Caenorhabditis auriculariae is the source of this 6079-nucleotide messenger RNA. The record is from the annotation of a GenBank genome assembly. Lineage: Eukaryota; Metazoa; Nematoda; Chromadorea; Rhabditida; Rhabditidae.